Molecule: messenger RNA, 3433 nt
Organism: Podospora pseudocomata
Lineage: Eukaryota; Fungi; Ascomycota; Sordariomycetes; Sordariales; Podosporaceae
Exons: 4
Coding region: 1124-3433 (769 amino acids)
Biological process (GO): DNA-templated transcription; regulation of DNA-templated transcription
Molecular function (GO): DNA-binding transcription factor activity, RNA polymerase II-specific; zinc ion binding; DNA binding
Source: RefSeq, a predicted model, not a curated record
CUCCUUGAGACCAACAAUGAUGUGCUCCUUGGGGACCUCCUCCCAGCUGCCCUCGGGAACGAGGGUGGCGCCGACGGCCUCGAACUCGCUGUCGUCAAAGAUUCUCUCUGGGGAACGCUCGACGUUGACGACGUAGCCGGCUUUGAUGAGGGCGGCGGUGGUUGUGGGGGUGAGGGCAGAUCUGUGCUCGAGGGGCUUGGUCUCACUGCGGAGGUGAAGCACCGUGGGAGCCAUCGUGAAUGUGGUAUGAGUGUAAGUGUAAGUGGAGGGGUAUCUCAAAGUCAAGGUCUUGAAGAGGAAAGGCGUGAAGCAACAGAAGUUCAAAAAAAAAAAAAGUAUGCAGUAAGACAGAGCACAGCACAACACAGGGUCUGUAGUAUCUCUCAAUUUAUGUAUCAAUUCGGGGGGGGCGUCUCUGCUUGAGUCACCGACUGGAGAUGUGGAAUGGGGUCCCCUCUCUGGUGUACGCCGACUGCGGUGAGUGAAAAAACGAAAAACCCUGCUCUUGGGGGGACACCUGCAGGUACGACACCAGCAACCCCGCGGUCGCUAAUUGGCUGGCUUGGGGCCUGAAGUGGCCUGAAGUAUCAGUGUUUCGCCAUUGCACGGGAUCUCCCAUGCUGUCCUGUUUGCCGGGAGACUCCACUAGUGACGACGGAUUAGGGAAUCCACAUGGGCAAGACUGGUUGCUUGAUUUGAUCAUUUGAGAUAAGGACGCGCCUAACCCCCAUCGGGUAUCAACCCAGGACUCGGCCCGCAGCGGGAAUACUUGAUCCUUCUUUGUCCCCGAAAACGCCAGUCACGUGCAGGCGGUAGCAUUCACAGCCCUCUUUCUUUGGCAAUAGGCAGCGCAAUAUGCCCCAUUGCAGCCGAGCGUGCACGGCAGACGGCAGAUUGGGGUUAAAGGGCUGGAAGGCGAAUAAAAGACUUCCCGGAGUAAGGUCCGACUAUGAUUAGCUAGCUAAACAGCUGCCGCCCGUGGGAAAGGGUGUGGAGUGGCACAGCGACCCGAGAUGGGAGCAUUGGGAACAAUGACCCCAGCCCACCACGCCCACGCCGACCCAUUGAUCCUCGAUACCACCACCGCCCCAGGCUGACCAAAAACCCUGUUCUGGCCGCCAUCAUGUCGAGCUCCAGAUCGACUUCGCCAUUUGACAAGCUGUCGUACGGCACCAGCACCAGCUCGCUACGCCGACUGCUCCCUGCAUCGAACGAUGAAGCAGCGAGUGAGGCUUCGGUGAAUCUCGAAACCAGCCCGACCCCGGGGUCCUCGGCCGCGGGGACUGGGCAGGCUGCUCCGCGGAGAAGGAGGCAAGCUACCACGGCUGCGUGUCGGGCCUGUCGAAAGAGAAAGUCAAAGUGUGAUGGUGCACGCCCAACAUGUUCAGUAUGUCGUGACCGGAAAACAAAGUGCGAGUUUGAUACGAUUGCCGCGACCGAGACCCAUACCCAAGCCCUGAAGCGCAAGUACACCGAGCUUCUGCAACAAAAGAGCACAUUCGAACAGAUCUAUGAGGUCCUUCGGUCCAGACCGGAAAAGGAAGCCGAAGAAAUCUUCCAGCGGAUACGGAGGGGCGCAGAGGCCAGCUCCAUACUAAGGCAUGUCAACUAUGGCGACGUGCUUGUGCAGAUGGCCCUCGUGCCGGAAACGCGGUUUCGAUACGAGUUUCCCUACCUGCCGGAUAUGCCCAUCUACCUUCAAAAACACGACAACCCAUACCUCGACUCUGAGGUCUUUGACUGUGCUUUGCGGGGGGCUGUCGAGCAACCGCAACCACAGCAGCAACGGGCCUUGCCUAGCGUGAACGACAUGUUGGGUUCUCCCCGUGACGCCUUGGACCAGCGGGAUCCAUACCUGAAGCCGUAUUCCUCUGCCAUUGUGGUGGACCCGUGGCUGGACUCGCUCACGCCGUCAAACUGGACGUUGGUGAGCAGUGAUGACAAUUUCAUGCGCCAGGUUAUUCACGAUUAUUUUCUGUACGACUAUGAUUGGUUUACUUUUUUCCACAAGGACUACUUUCUGCAGGAUAUGGCGAGUGACCGACCACGGCACUGCUCAAGGUUAUUGGUCAAUGCCGUCCUGUGCAUAGGAUGUUAUUGUCAUCGAAAGCUGCCAGGUCGCUCCGAGUCAUGGAACCCCCAAAACAUUGGGAACCAGUUCCUCGCCGAGGCCAAGAGGCUCUUUGAGGUUGAAGCCGAGGUGCCAAGACCGUCUAUGCUUGAUCCAGAAUGGCAGCAAAAGUAUCACGACUGGGAGUGCCGCAGGCUAACCACCGUUCAGGCGGCGCUCCUGCUCAAUGUCAUCUACAACCUGAAUGGCUCUGACAGGCUAGGAUGGCGGUAUACGAUCCGGGCCGUGGAAAUGGCACACGAAAUACGGCUCUUCCAAGCGGUUCCGUCUCAUGUCAGCAGCGACAUUCGGUGCGCCAGGGAGUUCACAGCGUGGUGUCUGUUCACCUGGCAAAGUCUCAGCUCCUAUCACUACCUCAAGCCACCCUUGAUGGCCCGGCCGCCGGAAACACCUUUGCCAGAUCCGUCCGAGAACCCCCAGUGGUGGGGAGAGCUGUGGAUACGAUAUCCCCAAACGCCAGCUCGUCUACCCACUCACCACGGCCACCUCGCCAAGGCCAGAGCAGACUUUUGGACCAUCAUGAACGAUUUUUCGCUGUUGAGCUUUUCGCAACCUCACGUCAAGAUGCCGCUUGAUCAGGUUGUGGGGUUCUACAAUCGACUCCGCGGAUGGCUACGGAAUCUACCUGAGCCAUUGACACCCAAACGGCUUGUGCUACCGCAUCACCUAAAGGUUCACAUGCAUUACAACUGCGUCCUGAUCGACCUGCUGAAACCACUGCUCGGUCUGAACUGGAGCGACACCACCCAGCCAAACAAGACACUUGACGACGCGCACCACGAAGCGGCUAUUCACCUCGAGACGUUGCUCCGGCUGUACUACCUCCGGCACGGCUUCGAGGCCUUUGACGGUUUUUUGCUGCACUUUCUCGGCAGUUUGAACUUUAUCAAGAUCAACACGAGGGAGGCGCAGGAUAAUUCCUUGUUUCUCGAGUCGCACCGCUCGACGAUGCUGCUGCUUAUGAAGGGGAUUAGGGACCAGAGCCAGUGUCAUACGGUGGCGAAGAUGGUGCUACGGCUGCAGGCGCAUCUGAUGAGGUCGGAUGAUGUGGCUUUGCUGAAGAGGUUUGUGGAUAUUGAGACGGCUAGGUUGGCGUGUGGGCCGGAGAGUCCGAGGUUGGUGGAGGAGGAGGUGAUUUUGAGUGACUGGCCGGCGUAUGAGAUUGGGUUGGAGGCGAAGGCGGAGCAGAAGAGUAGGGGGGUGGAUUUUGCGAGUAUGGUCAGUUCGGUGACGGCAGAAGGGGGGGGUGGUGGGUAUGGGGAGAGUACGAGUGGGAGUAGGUCUUCUGCUUCUUCGGGGUAG